Messenger RNA from Clonostachys rhizophaga, 1575 nucleotides. NCBI's taxonomy places the organism in Eukaryota, Fungi, Ascomycota, Sordariomycetes, Hypocreales, Bionectriaceae. The record is from the annotation of a GenBank genome assembly.
AUGUCUCAGCUUGCUACUAUGUCUUCUCCGGCCACUCUUGUCAAUCUGCCAGGUGAGCUGCAACUCAUGAUCAUGGAGCGUGCACUUCCCUAUGAUCUCGAGUCCCUCGCUCUCACGUGCAAGCAACUUCAUGCGGUUGCCCUCCCACGUCUACCGGGACAUAAUGCUCUGCGACAAAAGUACCGGCGCUUUCAUUUCACCGACUCGUACAAUCAGCGGGAGAAGAAGGACAUCACUGAGACAGUGACGGAGCUCUUACUGGAUAUUGCAGCGAACCCAUUCAUCGCCCACUAUAUCGUUCACGGUGACUUCGGCGACCGGGUCUGCACUGAUGAGAUCCGACAAAGUCCUUCCAGCUACCGGGGUGCUGUACUGCAGCGCCUGGAGAAAGAACAGGACAACUUAAGGGCUCUUGUUAAAAAUUCGCGCCACCUCGCGAUGCUGGGCUUGGACACCGGUGUCUGGUUCGACAAUAUUUUUGCUGAUAGGGACGAGUAUGAUGAACUCGUGGAUUACCCGCUUGCAUUCCUGCUCAGCCUGCUUCCUAAUCUUGAGUCUCUUACUCUCCCAAAAGAAUGGCGGCCCAACUCAGUGUUCAGUUUACCGGACGACUGGGAGCCUGUUAACGACAUUCAAAAAGGCGUUCAAGACCUUAUCAAUCUACUGGUCACUCGUGCAAAUGACAUCGAGAAAGUUGUGGGAGACCAGCCUUUGCGUAAACUCCAUAGCCUGCAUCCCACCAAGAAUGUUGACACCCAGUUCGGAACGAAUAUCGUUACAAUCGCACCAUUUCUAGCUCUUGAUUCUUUGCGUGAGGUUCACCACGACUCAGCGGUGUGCAAUCAGAUUGGGUAUAUUCUAACGAAGAACCGUAAGGGAGGAUCUUCUAAGACGGUGCUUGAUUUCCAAGCCAAAGGCAAAUACCAAGUGCUCGGUAGGAACCUAGAAACUGCUGUUUUCCAAGAUACCGUGAUCAGUGGCGAAGCAUGCGGAGCAUUAAUCAGGCAUAUGCAUAAACUGAAAGUGCUUGACGUGGAAUACAACAUGAAGGAUGAAAUUGGUUAUGACUGGGAGCCUGAGGUGUUUCUCUCCGGCCUAAUGAGUCUAGGCAAGACCCUUGAAAGCCUUAGCCUCACAGCUAACAAUCUUGGCCCUGACCACGGGCGUAUAUUUCUCCCGGAAGGAGAUGUAAUGGGUUUACAAAGCUUUGAGGUACUUACUUACCUAAAAUUGGAUACGAAGCUCUUUAUUCAUAGCAGGGCUGUCGUCAACAACUGCGCUGCCGAGCCAACAGACGAAGACGACAUUGAGACCCCCUCGUUGAUAAAUAUUGCGCCUCGUAAACUGAGGACAUUCGUGUUGCAUGUUCCAGCCACCCAAGAGGAUUACGUCGUGAUGGAGUGUCUGUUUGUUGACCUCAGUGAGCGACGAAAGGAGUUGCCAGAUCUGAAAACAAUCAAAGUCGUCAUCGAGAAGCAGGAUGUCUGGGGCGAUGAUCUCGAAGACUGGAAUGAGCACGCCGAGAAGAUCAAAGCUUUUUGCGAGGAGAAGGAUAUCACAGUUGGCAUGCUAUAG